Chaetomium globosum CBS 148.51 is the source of this 375-nucleotide messenger RNA. Its product is annotated as vacuolar ATP synthase subunit F. The transcript has 3 exons. Lineage: Eukaryota; Fungi; Ascomycota; Sordariomycetes; Sordariales; Chaetomiaceae. The record is from RefSeq and is a predicted model, not a curated record. Gene Ontology annotation, molecular function: proton-transporting ATPase activity, rotational mechanism. Bases 1 to 375 code for a protein of 124 amino acids. Gene Ontology annotation, cellular component: proton-transporting V-type ATPase, V1 domain; fungal-type vacuole membrane. Gene Ontology annotation, biological process: proton transmembrane transport.
AUGGCAUCGCAAGCAGACUACCGCGACAGGCAGUUCCUAGCUGUGAUCGGAGACGAGGCAAGCAACUUAACUUAUGCGACACGGCCAGCGCUUGGGCAUGUUACCGCACCGCCAGACAACCAAAAGAACUUCCUCGUAGUAGACGCAAAGACAGACACCGCUUCCAUCGAGGCGGCCUUCGAGCGGUUUACAACGGAGAGGAAGGACAUUGGGAUAGUUUUGAUCAACCAACAUAUUGCCGAUAGGAUACGGAACCGGGUCGAUACCUACACUCAAGCAUUCCCCACCAUUCUCGAGAUCCCAAGCAAAGACCACCCCUACGACCCGGAGAAGGAUAGCGUCUUGCGGAGAGUCCGCCGGUUGUUUGGCGAGUGA